This is a messenger RNA of Lepus europaeus (European hare), 315 nucleotides long. It is a transcript of the gene ZNF475, whose product is annotated as zinc finger protein 475. Lineage: Eukaryota; Metazoa; Chordata; Mammalia; Lagomorpha; Leporidae. The record is from RefSeq and is a predicted model, not a curated record.
AUGGUAAGACAUUCACCAAUAGUUGUUUGCUGCAUUUGUGAUCAUGAAUACAGAAUGAAACCUAUUGCUAUCCAUGACCAACAAUGUCAAAAGUGGCACAAUGAAAAUAACUGUUGCCCAAAGAACUAAGAUCAGAACCUAACAAAAACAGAUGCCAGGACCAAUACUACCAAACGCUUUUAUGACCUCGAUGCCUUACAUGAAGCUGCUUGGACAACUGCCCAGAGCCAGCUGAUUUUCUGCAAUGUUUGUGGGCAUACCUUCCUCAGACUGAGUAUUCACCAAAGGUCUUGCAAACCCAAAGCCACCAAGUAA